GCCGUCCGCAUGCCCACGACGCGUAGUCUAUUUUCCUCGCGGUGGUUCCGCCGUACACGCCGAUCACCAACCUCAGAAGAGCUAGAUGACGUCCGAUCCAGAACUACUCCAAGGGGCGAAAUGGACCGGCGACCCCGCGUUGCUCGUGUCCUCAGCUCCCCUGCCCGCACUGAUCACCAAAUCAACCCUACAAUUGAUGAAGAGUCUCUUGAAAGAGCAUUUCCGUCCAUGGGACACCUGGAAUAUGUUCUUGCCGGGUCCUCACCUCCGGCCGAAAGUGCACCAAACAUGUACGACAGCUUCGAAGAACCGCCUUUGGAUCUAACUGCGCACAUAUGCGCUGAUUCAUUGCGUCAAAGCGCCCAUGAACAGAUGCGAGCUGUUGGUGGAAGAUUACGGCUAUUGGAUGAAUUGGAAUCUGGAGUAAUCACUGUUGAAACGGCGCAAACCACUUUUUCAUCGGCUACAGAAGCAGAAAAAAAUGUUUGUUUGUUUUGGUCAGCUUUUUUGAAGCUUGCUAACCUCUUGCAACCCCUAAUUGAAGCAGGCGCCGAUAUUUUGUAUUAUGAUGCGCUUGGUUUAUCGCCGUUGCACGUGGCAGCAUUUAGCGGAUCAACAGAAUGUGCAAAUUACCUACUAUCGUGCGGAGCGGAUCCUAAUUAUAUGCCGCGAUGUUUCGUGCCGCUUCAUUGUGCAGCAUUCGGAAAUUCAGUACAAGUCGCAAAGUUGUUAAUCAAUCGUGGAGCUUCUGUACAUGCUGCUGUGAAAUACGUUAAUUGUGAAGGUGGCUUGCUCCACUGUGCAGUAAGAGCGAAUUCCGUUGAAUGUCUUAAACUCUUUAUAUCACAUGGUGUCGAUGUUAACCUAAUAGAACCCGGAGGCACUAACGCCAUUCACCUUGCAGCUGAUUUGGGAAUGACUCAGUGUCUCACUAUACUUCUUGAAACUCCAGGAGCUGAUCCAAACGUUAGAACAAGAGUUGGAGACAGGGAGUCCACGGCACUACACUUGGCAGCCGAUGGUGGAUUUGUCGAAUGUGUAGAUUUGCUUUUAAUAAAAGGUGCCGACGCUAGUUUCAAAAACCACAGAGGUUUCACAGCUUUACAUUUAGCUGCACGUUCAGCAAGUUUGGAAUGCGUUGAAUCAUUAUUGAGAAAAGGCAACGCCGAUCCAAACGCAUUGGACUUUGACAUGAGAACACCCUUACACGCAGCUAUUGGGAAAUCAGACAGCGCGUGCGAUAUUAUAGAGACAUUAAUAAGCUGGGGUGCCAAUGUAAAUCAGAAAGAUGAGUACGGCUUUACACCGCUGCAUUUGGCUGCACUGGACGGCUUGUCCGCAUGUGUAGAGACAUUAAUCUAUCACGGUGCUGACGUAACGACACGAUCUAAAAAAGGAAACUCCGCUCUUAAUGUAAUUGCUCGAAAGACACCAGCCUCAUUAGCUAUGGUAACAAGAAAACUCGAUUGUGCUAUUACACUACAUCAUUCACAGUCUAGCAAUAGAGAAGUUGAACUUGAACUUGACUUUCGUAGUAUAUUGCAGCAUUGCUAUCCACGUGAAAUAAGUUAUCUCAACACUUUUGUAGACGAAGGACAGAAGGAAGUGCUUUUACAUCCCUUGUGUUCUGCAUUCCUCUAUAUAAAAUGGGAGAAAAUAAGAAAAUAUUAUGUGGCGAGAUUAUUUCUCAGUUUCAUAUUUGUCUUGUGCCUCACGCUGUACGUGUUAACUGCACUUGCACAUAAUUGUUAUAACGGAAGCAAAGAUAUGGAAGAAACCAUUCAAGAACAAGAAUUAUGCCAAAAGCAGUCAAUACUUGGAGAUUUGUUGCGAAAAAACCCUUUUGUUAUCGAAAUGCAAUGGUGGGUGUUGGCGGGCAUUACAAUAUUCGAAAUAUUCAGAAAAGUAUAUGGUAUCGCUGGGUAUUCAACAAUGAAACAAUACCUCAUGCAAUCUGAGAACAUAAUUGAAUGGUUUGUCAUUGUAAGCGUAUUUCUGAUAUCUUAUAUUUAUACAAACAUCACAUAUACAUGGCAGAACCAUGUGGGGGCUUUCGCUGUUUUAGCUGGAUGGACCAAUUUAAUGAUGAUGAUAGGCCAGUUGCCCGUGUUCGGCACAUACGUCGCGAUGUACCAAAAAGUGCAAAAGGAAUUCGCAAAGCUUCUCAUGGCAUACUCUUGCAUACUAAUAGGCUUUACCAUAAGUUUUUGUGUUAUUUUCCCAGACUCUUCUUCAUUUGCAAAUCCGUUUAUGGGUUUUAUAACAGUGCUGACGAUGAUGAUCGGCGAGUUAAACCUAGAUUUGUUACUGAAUGAACCCGAUGGCAAUGACCCUCCUGUGUUACUAGAGUUCUCCGCACAAGUUACGUAUGUUUUGUUCCUUAUGUUUGUCACAGUGGUUCUUAUGAAUUUACUUGUGGGCAUUGCUGUUCACGAUAUUCAAGGCUUGAGAAAAACCGCAGGGUUAUCUAAAUUAGUCCGUCAAACGAAAUUGAUAUCUUACAUGGAGCUGGCGUUAUUCAACGGUUAUCUUCCGAAGUGUCUUCUUAAAAUAUUACAUUCAUCAGCUCUUGUCUCACCGCAAGCUUACAGAGUUGUAUUGAGUGUAAAACCCUUGAACCCCAGUGAAAAAAGACUACCGCGCGACAUUAUGAUGGCCGCGUACGAUAUAGCUAAGAUGAGAAAACAAUACGGACACACAAUAUCGUCCAACGGGUCUACUACCGGAGCGUAUUCCUGCUUCAAAAAAUAUGAGAAUAACAAUGACUCUGGCCACAGAGAGUACGGGUACUCGUCUGGCCUAGGCAGUCUGCAAGCGAGAUUAGAUGAAACAUCAGAGAACGUACGGCAAUUGACACAGGAAGUCAGAGAAUUAAAGAAGUUAAUAAGUGCACAGCAGCUCGUCAUCCAGCAAGCUCUGGCCGGUGCGAUGGACAACCGUUGAUGAUAUAAUGGCCGACCGGGUCAUUUAGUUUCAAUGCCAACGGUACACAAGUCAAUAAACUAUAGCGAACGUGCAUUGUCGUACAUUUAUACUC
Hyposmocoma kahamanoa is the source of this 3037-nucleotide messenger RNA. It is a transcript of the gene wtrw, whose product is annotated as transient receptor potential channel pyrexia. Gene Ontology annotation, molecular function: monoatomic ion channel activity; protein binding. The coding region runs from base 10 to 2943 and encodes 977 amino acids. The record is from RefSeq and is a predicted model, not a curated record. Lineage: Eukaryota; Metazoa; Arthropoda; Insecta; Lepidoptera; Cosmopterigidae. Gene Ontology annotation, biological process: transmembrane transport; monoatomic ion transport. The transcript has a single exon. Gene Ontology annotation, cellular component: membrane.